AUGAACCCCCCUCCUCAGUGGAACUCUGCUCACCUGAAUCUGCCUGCAGGUGGCCCUGCAGCUCCGCUGAAUAUCCCUCUCCAGCCCAACCCAGCACCACACAUACAGGCCUUAAACCCGGUUGCAUUCUUCCAGCAGUACCAGCAAUUUGUUCAUGACUUCACUGUGAAUACCCCUGGUGCUGUACCCCCUACACUAGAUCAGUUCCACCAGUAA
This is a messenger RNA of Sparassis crispa, 216 nucleotides long. RefSeq lists its product as hypothetical. The record is from RefSeq and is a predicted model, not a curated record. Bases 1 to 216 code for a protein of 71 amino acids. The transcript has a single exon. Lineage: Eukaryota; Fungi; Basidiomycota; Agaricomycetes; Polyporales; Sparassidaceae.